This is a messenger RNA of Triticum turgidum subsp. durum (durum wheat), 1095 nucleotides long. The record is from the annotation of a GenBank genome assembly. Lineage: Eukaryota; Viridiplantae; Streptophyta; Magnoliopsida; Poales; Poaceae.
AUGCUCCCCCUAAUACGCCGCCUCCCCGCCGCUCCCUCCCGCCUAGCCGCCCUCGCACUCCGCCGACCACACCGUCGAGCUGCGACGGCGGCCUCGACGACGACGACAGGGACACCCGCGGUAUCCUCCUCCCGUCUCGCGGGCUCGCCGCCAGCAGAGAACCCAGCAGCGGAUCAGGGGAGCGAGUUGGAGCCCCGACCCGAACCCCUGGACCGGGACUGGGGCUCAACGCUGUCCCGGGCGGACCUUACAGAGGUUGCCGGAAUCCUCCGGCGGUUGCGCGACGAGCAGAUCAGUCUGGGCCUGGGCACCUUCAAUCUGCUGCUGAAGCGAGCGUGCGAAGCAGACGACUUCCUUCUCUUCGCCAAGGUAUUCAGACACUUGCUGCUCUCCAAAGCUGCUCCCGACUUGACUUCCUACAUGUGUGUCGCCAGGGCCAUUGGGGGUCUAGAUGACAAUGAACUGUUACUCAAGUUUGUGAGAGAGGUAUUGGAGAUCACAAAUGGCAGAGACCCCACGGUGGCGAAUCGCAUUGUUUUCGCCGCGGGUAGAUAUGGGCGCCUCGAUAAAUGCUUGAUCAUUUUCGAGGAGCUGAAGAAAGAUAGGAGAUGCUUGGAUAUUGUCACCUUCAACACUGUCUUGGACAUGCUAGGGAAAGUUGGUCGGGUGGGCGAAAUGCUUGGGGAGGUGAAGCUGAUGGAGGAACUUGGCAUUUCUCCUGACAUCGUGACGUAUAAUACAGUGAUAAACUGCCUGCGUAGGCUUGGAAGAUUGAGUCUGUGCAAAAGCUUUGCAAGAGAGAUGUUUGAGAGAGGCAUCAGUCCGGAUUUGAGAACGUAUACCGCGCUAAUUGAUUGUUUUGGAAGGGCAGGGCAUAUUGCUGAUGCCCUCGAGGCGUUUGAGCAGAUGAAGAAGUCGCACCAACCUUCGAUUUAUGUCUAUCGGGCACUGAUCAGUGACAUGAAAAAAGCUGGGCGGUUUGAGUUAGCAGAAAAGCUCACCGAUGAGAUGAAUUCGAGUGCGUCUGAUUUGUUAGGCCCUGAAGAUUUCAGGCAGAAGUCCAAGGGAAGAAGGGCCAGGAACAGCAGCAGGUAA